GCUCGCAAAAUCCAAAUCCAUAUUACGCACAUGCUGUUUUCAUCUGGGGCUUUCCCAAUCACGUCACACAAUCUCAAUUUCGUAGAAACAAUAGAUGACUUCAUAUUUCUGAAUUUCUUGGUAAAGCCACCCGCCUAUGACGAAUUCAACAUAGGCUCAUACUUCGCCUCUUCUCCGCUUGGUCCAAAAUGUCUGAGAAAACAGGUUCACCGCUAAGUUUUCACUUGUUUAACUGCGACAACACGUACGAUUUGGAUAAUGUCGAGAAGCUCAUAAAGGCCGUCGCUGGCGAGGUACAAGUCCACCAGACCUACUUCCCUUUGCCUCGUAUGACUCAGCUAUCGCAGGAGCUGGAAGGGAAAACCAUGGACUGUGCUGUGUUUGUUGUCCAUGCUUACGAGUCAAGGCUUUCGAUUAACGAGCCGAGAGCUGGUAUCGGCUACGCGAAGGUCUACCGCGCUCUACUUAAUGCUACAGAGGGCCGUGUGCUGAUUGUGAUUGGUGGAGACGAUAACUACAAGACUCAGGAGGAGAGGGACACCUCGGUGCUGUCCCAGUGGGCUCGUGGGAAAGUCUCCUCCCAGUUCAUGGAGGAGUACAUGAAUGGCUCCCGCAGCUUCAUCUUCUCAUGGGAUGAACACCACCACCCCAUACAUGAGGACGCUUUACAACACUUCCUGGACCCCGGGAAGACCGAUGAGUUUGUGCCCAAGCCACGCCCUCUGCCACCGAAACCACAGCCUGAUGUGCGAGAGCAAAAAAAACCUGCAUAUAGUGCUCGGCCACACAUGGCCUUCUCUACCCCCACCCUCCCCUACCAAGGACAGCCAUGCUCAGCCCAAGCAAUAUCUUCUGGCUGCGGGAGCAAUUUAUUUGCCCCAACUCAUCCAUAUUCAAAUGACAGGUACCCCGGAGUGGCACAGAAUUCCGACGGUUCUAUCCAGUCACUCCCAAUAAAAGAAGCUCCUUUUACCCAAAACCGAUCUAUCGGUUACCCAGGGCACGCAAGUCAGAUCACAGGAGGAACAGGGGCGACUAGCACGUAUGGUAGUGAUGGUGCACGUGGCGAACCACGCCCUUUACCAUACGCACCCCUUGACAUCAGCCCGAAGGUGGGAGGUUUAACACAAACACAGCCCUCACAAACAGUCAACAAAGGCCCUUCAUUGCAAGUGUUUACUUGGACAAGCCGAAAGGAGACAUUAGACAUCGUCCACAACUUUAUGUCAUCAGUCUACAACAACCUCUCGCUCCCAGGCCCUCCCGACGCGCCGUCUGUUUCUUUUGAUGGAAUUUUAAGCCAUCUCAUCAAGGCUAAGCUCGAUUAUGCUGUGGCGGCGGUGGAAAAGGCACAGAUUGAACGAGUUGUGAAGGAUUUUAACCUCAGGAAUCUAUGGCGCACACGUUUAGAGAGCUUUGCAAGGUAUAUAGGUAAAAAGGCAAUAAUCCUUGUUUGUGACGAUGAAACGAAUACCGGCCAGAUGACGUCAGGGGGCGUACUUGACGUCAUCCAACAUAUCAUGAGUCCCAACGAAGCAAAUGAUAAACUGCUUGUCAUGUCAUGGUUUAUGAAACCUGGGGUCAUCCACAUGGACGCCUUGACGGACAUCUUGCGUCACCAUGGUGACGUUAGAUCAGAGCACAUCAGACAGGGUGGAGGGGGGGGCCAUGGCAGAGAUGAACACGAGGAAUACAGAAAGCAAGUUGAGAUUGAGAGACAGAUACAGGAUGCGAUAAGAGAUGAGCAGAAGAAGAAAUCCCGCGCUGCUCAAUACCAGCACGAAUCCCUACCUUGUACCACAGAUUACCAAGAUCUGCGCAAAGGGGGGCCAGGUUCCGAAAAGCUAUCCAGCGCCCAGCCCAAGCUUUGUUAUCAAGCUUUGCUUCAACAUGGUAGAGUAGCCGGGUGUCUAGUAAGAGACCCACCGACAUUCAAGGUGCCCCAGGAAAUGUUACAAGACGCGCUGCGACUUAACCUGGACAAAGCGCAAACACUAGAGAUCUGGGAUCUCGGUGGUAAACUCAUUCGAACUGAGCGCAUUUUUGACGAGUUCCAUCGUGUACUGCGAUAUCGUGCGACAAUGGAAUACGGCAAGCUUGCUUACCCAGAUCACGUUUACCCCCCCGGAUCCCAACCACCUCAGUACAUACUGGACGACAUGAUAUCUAGGAAUAGCCAAGUUCCCAAGGCUGUUCUGACAAUAUGGGAGAACGGACAGGGGGGGUUAACCCCAGUUGUGGAGACCGAGUCCCCAAGAUGGCGUCCGUCUUUACCUACAUGGCGUCCAUCGAUCUCCUCGUUUUCGUCCAAAAAAAAGGAAAAAUUUGUGUAAGGGUCAAACCAUUGGAUUAUUUUUUUUUUGUCUGUACAAGGGAGUUGGAACAGGUUGUGUUUAAGAUAAAAAAUGAGUCAUCAAUUUUCUUGCAGGAGGAGUACUUCAAAAUGAGUUAUUAGGUUUGAGUGUUUCUUUUCAUAAAUAAAUUUGUUGAAUGUCGUUAUGUUGUCUGGAGUCUUCGUGCGUACUAGAAGACCCAGCGUUCUUUGCGGGCACCCCCAUAGGUCCUCAGGAGGAGAUAAUCACGUGAUUAUGAUAGUGGCCACGACUACAGCAUAUGCACAUGAAUGAAUUAAUUUGAAAAGUAUUUCCUGUCAAGUAAAUGUUGUCUUUUUUUAUAAACUUUUACAUGAUAAUAUCUGUUCAGUGGGAAGUUUACAGUCCUUUGGGGAGUUGAAAGAACAGUGUCAGUGGUUCUUUAAAGAAAAAAAUGACAUGAUUAAAAGUACGAUUUAGUGUUAAAA
Messenger RNA from Nematostella vectensis (starlet sea anemone), 2800 nucleotides. RefSeq lists its product as uncharacterized. Bases 189 to 2333 code for a protein of 714 amino acids. The transcript has 6 exons. Lineage: Eukaryota; Metazoa; Cnidaria; Anthozoa; Actiniaria; Edwardsiidae. The record is from RefSeq and is a predicted model, not a curated record.